Molecule: messenger RNA, 2814 nt
Organism: Phlebotomus papatasi
Lineage: Eukaryota; Metazoa; Arthropoda; Insecta; Diptera; Psychodidae
Product: SPRY domain-containing SOCS box protein 3
Exons: 3
Coding region: 1654-2721 (355 amino acids)
Biological process (GO): proteasome-mediated ubiquitin-dependent protein catabolic process
Cellular component (GO): SCF ubiquitin ligase complex
Molecular function (GO): protein binding
Source: RefSeq, a predicted model, not a curated record
UGAAUGACCCCGGAAAAUGUGUGAUAGUACUUAAAAUGUUUUAUAAGUUACUUAUCUGUUAUUCAGAAGGAUUCCCAAAGCCAGAAAUAAAUAUUUGUAGGCAAAGGGUUCAUGCAGCGACUCUCAUACAGUCUUAUUGAAAAUCUGUAUGAAUUCGUCCCAACUUUCAACUGAAAUUCCUUAACACAACAAUUUCCUUCGAAUGGCUUUGGAGGAACUUAAUGAAUUACUCCCGAUACUUAAGCUUCACUUAAUAUUAAUUACGAGUAAAUAAAUUUAAUAAGAAUAAUUUUCUUCAAAAGACUACUUAUUUAACUCCAAUAAAAUUGAAAUUAUUGAGCAAUUUUAACAUUUUAAUUUGCUGAGUUCAUAUUUAUUUGAGCAACCACAUUUAUGCUAUUUUAACAUAUUUAAGCAGGUUUUUCUGGACCAAGUAUUAAUUUUUAUUAAUACAUAAGUGAAGAUCUAUCAAUUCAAUUGGUUUCUAGUGCAAAAUAACGCAAAGGAACAAUUCAUCUGAAAAUUAAAUUGAAUUUACAAAUUGAAAAAAUUCUGGUGUGAUAGCACGGUAAAAAUUGCAAAGCUUAAAACUAUUAAUAUAAUUUUUUAAUUUUUAUUUUAAAGUUUUUAUUGACGAAUUGUUGGAUUGCCUUUUUGUAAUAACGAAAUAGUAAAUCUUUUAUUUUUCAUUUGUUGGAGAAGUUGAAGAAGUAUUUGUGCAAUAACAGUAUUAAAUCAGAAGGUAUUUUGUUUUCUAAAAAUAUUCUUAUCUGUUAAACUUAUCACUACCGGAUUCUUAUCUAGAACAAAUUAAAUUACUGCCUCUUGCAUACAAAACAUUAUUAGCUAUAUCUAUUGCAAAUUCAAUAAUAUCACUCGAGAUAGCGAAUUAGGUAGAAAGGGUACAAAAGUGAUAUAAUAAGCAACUGAUAAUUAAUUAUUAAAAAAUAAAUUAGCAAAUCAAAAAAAACCUUUUAUUUUUAAGAGAUUUGUGUUUAGGUUUUUAGAUACAAAUUUCUUGACCGGUCUUAACUCUUCCUAAAUUUGCAUAAAGACAGUAGAUUUUAGCAUCUCAAUAGUUUUUAUUAUUUCAUGAUUACUGUUAGUUCUGGUCUUAACAACAAUUUGUAAUUUUUGUAAAUCACUUUAUCCCACGUAUAAUAUUUUUUUUGUUUUUCUGCAAAAAAAUUGGAUAUUCAGCGCAUUUAUUUGCAUGCUCUAUGAUGCAAUUGCAAAUCACCAAGUGCUGCAUUUAUCAAUUUCUUCAUGGAAUAUUUCUAAAAGUAUGACGCAGUUUGGAAUAAUUCAGCAGUUUUAUUACAUAUAUCCACAAUCGCGACAUUUUUUUCCAUUUGAAAGCAUUAUUGAGAUUUUAUUGAGCAUCGACAUUAUCGCGCUCAACCUACUUUCAUGGAUAACCGUUGCUUCAUUUAAAAUCUUUUCCGAAAGUCGGCAUGACGUCACGAUGGCGGAGUUUUGACGUGUUGGUAAUGAAAACAAAGGAAAAAGUUGGGCGCAGUGUCGAAGAUCGUCGCAAAGUGAAGAAGUUUCUGGAUUUUUUUUGAAGUUUUGCAAUUUUAUUGAUAAUUUAAGGUUGUGGGUCCGUGUGGAGACUGUAAAAGAGGUUGUGAAGUGAUCAGAAAUCAAAGGAUAAUGGGACUGCUUUCGAUGAUUUAUGCGGAUAUUGAUCAACGAAGCACAAAAGUUCCGCCGUUCUGCAGUUGUUUCAUCCGGCAGGAACGUGAAGAUCCCACUAGGAGACACAUAAUUGACCAUUGUCGAUGUGGAGAGGAGCACUGUGAUGUGUACGAGUGGUCCUGGGAUACAGGGAUUCCACAUCCCGAUUCGUACAUCACCAACGCCCUCGUGAUCUUUCACCCGGUAUACAGCCAAGGUACAGCCAUGGUGCGUGGCAACAAGGCCUUGAGGAUGGGCAUGUGUCACUACUGGGAGAUCAAGAUGAUGUCUCCAGUGUCUGGCACGGAUAUGAUGGUGGGGGUGGGCACGGAUAAAGUUGACCUGUGCUCCCAUCAGUAUUCCUUUGGCAGUACCAUCGGCCUCGAUGAGCACUCCUGGGGCUACUCCUAUCGCGGUGUUAUUCUGCAUCGCGGUAGGAGUUUCUUCUUUGGCAAGAAGUUCACGCAGGGCUCCAUUGUUGGUGUUCUGCUGAAUCUGCGCCGAGGCACAAUGGACCUGUACAUCAACCGUGUGCAUCAGGGCCAAGCCUUUCAUGACCUGCCCACAGAUCCUAGCGUUCAGCUAUAUCCGUUGAUAAGUUCAACGGCGGCCAAGUCACAGAUGAAACUGCUGAAUGCUGUUUCUUUCCACGAAAAUCUUCAAUAUCACGCCAUGAAAACCAUCUAUCGUCAUCCGCAGCUUCUGGCUGAACUCCAGAGCUAUCCAAUGUUCCAGUCGCUGGUGAAGCGUUUCUGGUUCCUUAGGCAGGACGAUAACGUGUACAAUACAGAUCGUGUAGAUCGUAUCUCGAAGCGACUGCAGCAGCAGCCGGAGAUUCUUGAGAAUGCCGUCCUGCUGAAAAAUCUCGGCGAGGGGACUUCGUCCAAGGCCGCUAAAGAUGAGACUGAUGAGUACGAAGUGUGUGAGGAUGUUUACGGCAAUUUAGAGAUAACUCACAGAACCAAGGAAAUUUCCAAUGAUUCUUCUGACGAUGAAGCUGAUGUUGAUUUCUUUGACUUCUUCUGCAAUCACAAAUUGUCCUAAAUGGAAAGAUUGUCGGAAUAUUGUUGAUUCCCAAAUUGCUCAAAAUAUUUUUCAUACAAAAGUGCAAAUAAAAGCGAUAAGAUAAGCCGUUGA